This is a messenger RNA of Letharia columbiana, 2193 nucleotides long. RefSeq lists its product as uncharacterized. Gene Ontology annotation, molecular function: protein phosphatase regulator activity. The transcript has 8 exons. The record is from RefSeq and is a predicted model, not a curated record. Gene Ontology annotation, biological process: signal transduction. The coding region runs from base 1 to 2193 and encodes 730 amino acids. Gene Ontology annotation, cellular component: protein phosphatase type 2A complex. Lineage: Eukaryota; Fungi; Ascomycota; Lecanoromycetes; Lecanorales; Parmeliaceae.
AUGAAAGGUUUCAAACAGCGAGUGCAUGAACAGCUUUCGCGAGCCAGAGAUUCCAACAGCAAGUCAAAGAACAAGAAAGACUCCGCAUCUGGCGGUUCUUCCCCAGCACCAAGCUCCAGCUCCACGUUGGUCGCUCCAGGCAAUACCCACUCGCCCAGCAAUUCCAAUCAGGGUACGCCAACUUCGUCGACAACAACUGUAAAUGACACAAGAAACAAGCCACUACCUCCUGGGGAAAAUGGUACGUCACGAGGUGGUUCCAGCAACCCUAUGCAUGCAUCCCCUGCGGGUACACCCAAUGCAGCGCCGUCUGGCGGCCCCUUCAUGCCUUCACAGUCUGGCGUGGGCGGUCAAGGCGGCUCAGGAGCGCCAGGUACACCAACGAGAUCUGGACAUGGCGUGGCUCCCAAUGUGGUCAUAAGCCCAAGCUCAGGAAGUGCCCCGCAUAUCCCCCCUCCCGGUGCUGCAGAGACCAUGCCGGGAGACCUUGCUCCGCCGGGAAGAGGACAGAAGUCGGGUGCUUUCGACAGGCUGACCACUACUCCGAAAGAUGUUCCAGAAGGCAUCAGAACGCCAAAGCGGCAACAUUCGUCACGAUUCGACAUAUCAGAUCAGAGGCAGCGUGAGCUGGAGAAGCUACCAGGGUUCCAUGAAGUACCUCCAAAUCGGCGGCAAGAGCUUUUUAUGCAGAAGAUCGACCAGUGCAACAUCAUCUUCGACUUCAACGACGCCAGUGGUGAUAUGAAGUCAAAAGAGAUCAAACGGCUGGCGCUGCAUGAGCUUUUGGAUUAUGUUGCGAACAACAGACAAGUCAUCACAGAGCCGAUGUACCCGAGAGUAGUUGAUAUGUUCAGCAAGAAUCUUUUCCGACCAAUACCGCCGCCGAUCAAUCCACAAGGCGAAGCAUUUGACCCUGAGGAGGACGAACCAGUACUAGAAGUGGCGUGGCCUCAUAUACAGGUGGUGUAUGAGUUCUUUCUUCGAUUCAUCGAAAGCCAGGAUUUCAACACGAACAUUGCAAAAGGUUUCAUAGACCAUCAAUUUGUGCUUCAGCUUCUCGAACUCUUUGACUCAGAAGACCCGAGAGAACGAGACUUCCUCAAGACUACCCUACAUCGGAUUUACGGAAAAUUCUUGAACCUGCGCUCAUACAUUCGACGGUCAAUAAAUAACGUUUUCUUCCAAUUCAUAUACGAGACGGAAAGAUUCAACGGCAUUGCGGAACUUUUGGAGAUUCUUGGUUCGAUCAUCAACGGUUUCGCACUUCCUCUCAAAGAAGAGCACAAGCUGUUCCUCACGAGGGUGUUGAUACCUCUACACAAAGUCAAGAGCUUGAGCAUGUACCAUCCACAAUUGGCAUAUUGCAUCGUGCAAUUUCUGGAGAAGGACGCUGCUUUGACUGAAGAGGUCGUUUUGGGGCUGCUAAGAUACUGGCCAAAGGUAAACAGUACGAAAGAGGUUAUGUUCCUCAACGAAGUGGAAGAUAUUUUCGAGGUCAUGGAUCCCGCAGAGUUUGCCAAGGUUCAAGAGCCUCUGUUCAAUCAGCUCGCGAAGUCUGUCGCCAGCCCACAUUUCCAGGUUGCGGAGCGAGCGCUAUACUUCUGGAACAACGAAUACUUCUGCAACCUCAUCAGCGACAACGUCGAAGUCAUCCUGCCAAUUAUGUUUCAGCCACUCUAUGAGAACUCGAAAGGCCAUUGGAAUAGAACAAUACACGGCAUGGUCUAUAACGCAAUGAAGCUCUUCAUGGAGAUCAACCCGCAGCUCUUCGACGAGUGCUCCGAACAUUACCGCGAACACGAGGCUACCGCCGAGAAGACUCUGCGGACUCGAACAGCCAACUGGGCACUGAUAGCUGAUUGGGCAAAGCAGAACUCAAAGGGUGGAAACGUAGCCAUACCCCCUUUGACCGAUCUACGGGGGCAGAAAUUCAACCCUCCAAGCAGGAUCGACGAAGAUCCAAUCACGCAAGACAGUCAGAAGAGGCUUGAUGCCCUGAGGCUGCAAGACGAGAGCGGCGUUUCGAGGGAUGGAAGAAGGCAGAGAGGACUUGAUGGACAGUAUCAGCCCAUGGAAGACCCAGCAACACAAAUCCGCCAACGCCUCGAGCGCAACGGGUCAAGUGGAGCAGUCAUGCCGCCUCCUCCAACUACGAGACAAGAUAUGCUCAACAAUGUCCCGCGCGCAGGAUGA